Molecule: messenger RNA, 1128 nt
Organism: Macroventuria anomochaeta
Lineage: Eukaryota; Fungi; Ascomycota; Dothideomycetes; Pleosporales; Didymellaceae
Exons: 2
Coding region: 1-1128 (375 amino acids)
Source: RefSeq, a predicted model, not a curated record
AUGGCCAAGUUGUCUCGUGGCAAGGAGAACGCACCCGCUCCCAAUCCGAAAGACAUGACUCCACCAGGACGCACUGCGAUACAGGCCAUCAAAGCAAGCUGGGACAUUGACAAAAUUACCGACAUCUUCAGGUCCUGCAGUAAAGAAGUCAGGACGAAGCUGCAGCAGCUCCCUGAGCCCAACGACGAUUUCUUCGAAAACGAUACACUCGACGUGUUACAACAAUUGACAGACAUGACCAAGGAUAAGAAAGAUGCUGUGCAGAAAAGACUGAAGAAAGGAUGGUGGGCAAGAACAAAUCUGGUGCGGAUGCUCACAACACACCUUCAUCAUGGCCAAGGACUGUUGGUUAUCAAGAAGAGCGACUUCUUCCACCUGUUCUGGAAGGCGUGGAUGAGUAUAGCACCCCUCCAACCCAACGUCAUCCUCCAGCAAUUUGCUAGGCCCACCCCUGAGGGUUCCGAUAGCAAAAAUAGCUCUUCUUCGGUCUACAGCGUCAAGGAUUGGCUCAAAACAGAGACUCUGUUGCGUAAAGUCGCCAAGGACAAAGGCAGUAGGGAGCUGAAGAAGAUCAGGCGCUCACUCCACCACAUCUCAGUUCAAAACUCAGGCCUCCACCACGAGAUUGUAGGCCUCAAAGAGGUCCUCAAGGCUCAGAAGAAGCACAAGAAGAAGAGCAAGCCUCUUGAGCUUCAGCAUCACAAGGACUACCACGGUGGAGACGAGUUUUACUCUCCUAGUAGAGUAGAGAAAGCACGCUCACGUGAGAGGGCAAAACAACAAGAGCAGAAGGCAGAGGAGCUCAAAAAAGCAGAGAUGGCUGAACUGAGGCACUUCAAUAAGCUGUACAAGGAGAAGGUUGUGCAGGAGAGGCGUGAGCAGAAGUUGAGAGAGAAGGAAGCGCGUGACCGACUGAAGGCUGAGAAGGCCAAGGAAGUCGCCAAACGCAAGGCCAAAAGAGAGCAUCAACGGAAUGAGCGCAACACCAAAAAAAACCUAUACAAUUAUUCCAAAGAGGCAAGCGCAUGGUCUCAGAGGUUGCAGCACCCGGAAAGAAGCAGAAUCGUGGUAGUGCAGCUGCCCGUAGUCGUGCUGCUGCCGCGCCUCGCUCCCCAUCCCCUCUGGUAA